GGGGGAAGAGGAGGAGGAGGAGGAGGAGAGAGCCUCCGCCAGGAAGAGGAGAAAAGCUGCCUCCCUCCUUGCCUCCGACCGGCCGUCAGUCCCUCCGUCCGCCAGUCGGUCUGCCAGAGCAGAGCGGAGCGUGCUGCUCGCAGACUCUCAUGAGCAGCCCGGGGGGCAGCCGUUUCCCUCUAGCCCGCCCGCCAGCUGCCCACCCCAGCCUUCCAAGAUGAUGAAGAGGCAGCUUAAUCGGAUGCGGCUGCAGCUGUCCCAGACCGGGGGCUCGGGGCGUGCCCAAGAAACUGCUGAAUUUCUGAGCGAGGACCUGCUUCAGGUAGAACAGAGGCUAGAGCCAGCCAAGCGGGCUGCUCACAAUGUCCAUAAGAGGCUGCAGGCCUGCUUACAGGGCCAGAGCGGGGCAGACAUGGAGAAGCGUGUCAAGAAACUGCCACUCAUGGCUCUGUCCCACACAAUGGCCGAGAGCAUCAAAGAGUUGGAUCCAGAUUCUAGUAUGGGGAAGGCUUUAGAGAUUAGCUGUUCCAUCCAGAGUCAGCUAGCUCGGGUCUUGGCAGAGUUUGAGAUGGCCCUGGAGAGAGAUGUCCUACAGCCCCUCAACAGGCUGAGUGAGGAGGAGCUUCCAUCCAUUCUCAAGCAUAAAAAAAACCUCCAGAAAUUGGUGUUAGACUGGAAUGCCCUGAAGAGCAGGCUCAGUCAGAUGGCCAAAAAUUCAAGCCUCGGACCUGGUGUGGGGGGCCCUGGGGGUCACAACACCACAACCAAUAAGCUGGAGACCCUGAAGGAAGAGGAAGAAGAACUGAAGAGGAAGGUGGAGCAAUCCAAGGAUGAGUAUCUGUCAGAUCUGUACCACUUUGCUACGAAGGAAGACAGCUAUGCAAACUACUUCAUCAGUCUUCUGGAGCUGCAGGCUAGUUACCACCGCAAAUCCUUGAGCUCACUGGACACAGCCCUGGCUGAGCUGAAGGAGACCCACGGCCACACAGACAGCGGCACCCGAGUGUCAGAUGUCCCCUCCACCAAAGUGUACGGGGUGGCCUUAAGGACGCAUCUGCAGGAGACAGGCCGGGACGUUGCUUUGCCGCUGGAGGCCUGUGUGUUGAUGCUUCUGUCUGAAGGCAUGAAGGAAGAGGGUCUCUUCCGCCUGGCAGCUGGGGCCUCUGUGCUCAAGAGGCUGAAGCAGACUAUGACCCUCGAUCCCAGCAGCCUGGAGGAAUUCUGCUCCGACCCUCAUGCUGUUGCUGGGGCCCUCAAGUCCUACCUCCGGGAGCUUCCUGAACCCCUCAUGACAUCUGAGCUCUAUGAGGACUGGUUGACAGCUGCCAAUCUGAAGGAACCAGUGGCCCGGCUGGAGGGCCUCCAAGAAGUAUGUGGGAAGCUGCCCCAGGAAAAUCUCUGCAACCUGAGGUACUUGAUCAAGUUCCUAGCCAGGCUGGCCAAGGAGCAGGAGGUGAACAAGAUGACCCCAAGCAACAUCGCCAUCGUCCUAGGGCCAAACCUGCUAUGGCCGCCCACGAGGGAUGGGGACCAGGCUCAGCUGGACACAGCCUCCGUAUCUUCUAUCCAGGUGGUGGGUGUGGUGGAGGCAUUGAUCCAGAAUUCAGACACCCUCUUCCCAGGAGAUAUCGAUUUCAGUGUCUCCGGCUUAUUUGCUUCUCCCACUGUCCUGUAUCAACCCCACUCCCAGGAAAAGUUUAUUGAUGGUCCCAAGUCAGAAGAAUUCCCAGCCACCAUCACACCCCCUCCAGUGGCUAAGGAAGGUAAGGAAGACUUGGAACCUCCACCAAGGCCCACCUCCCCAAAGAUCAGCCGGAACCCCACAGAAGUGCCUGGACCAGCUGAGGAAACAGCCCGCAAGACCAAACGCCCAGCCCCUGCCCGGCCCAUGGUGCCUCCACCCCAGGUCCUGAAUCCCCGAUCUUCACCCCCAACCAUUCCCACUACGGUCCCAACCCCAACGCAGCCUCAGCCGCAGCCACAGUCCCAGCCUCAGCCUCAGCCCCAGCCCCAGCCCCCUACCCCAGGGAGUCCUGCUACUCCCAGGGCCCUCCCCCGACGUCAGGCAGGCAGCAACAUUAAGGCCCCCUCUGUGCCACCUCCAUUGCCUCCUCAACCUCCCCAGCCUGUGCGCCGGCUAAGCCGACCCUCCCCUGCUUCCCCCAACCCCAGUGCUGAGCCUGAGGUCCCUGGGGAGCCCAGAGGCCCUGAGGGGGAGAGCUGUGCAGCUGGGGUCAUCAUUCCUCCCCAGCCCCGGCCUAGGACUCUUGCCUCAGAGACCAACUGAGCCAGGGCGGCCUGGCUGCCUCCUCCCACCACAGUGCACUGCUCCUCCCCCUCUCCCCCCCUGCCUCUUCUAUUCUCUGGGGCCCCCUUUCCCUCUGGCCCACCCCUGGCCUCAUCCCAUCUGGGAGCUCCAGUGACUCAGCCCUCAACUGCCUGUGAGACAGGAUGGAAAUCUCUCAGCCACAAGUGCCUCUGGCCCCCAGCCCCAGCUGGGCUGGUCCCUUGCCUUGGGAGCUGAGGAGGAGCCCGGGCCUUCUCUCUCCCUUCUUCUGGCGCCCCUGGUUCUGGGUGUCCAGAGCCUCUCUCUCCAGUGCCUGGCGGGGUCCAGUCACAGAGGGAAAGAGAAGAGGAACAGGGAGGGCCCUUAGUUUCACUUCCCUAGGAGAGCAUCUAUUUUCCUUUACCAGAAAUGUUUUUGUUUUUGUCCUGGUAUAGCUUGUAAAUUAUUUUGGAUUAAAUUAGAUUGCAUUCUGUGUGCGGCCUGGCUUCCCCCUUUGUCCUCCGAAUAAAGGUGAUUAUUGAGAAA
Molecule: messenger RNA, 2812 nt
Organism: Phascolarctos cinereus (koala)
Lineage: Eukaryota; Metazoa; Chordata; Mammalia; Diprotodontia; Phascolarctidae
Gene: SH3BP1
Product: SH3 domain binding protein 1
Biological process (GO): signal transduction; regulation of Rac protein signal transduction; regulation of actin cytoskeleton organization
Cellular component (GO): cytosol; intracellular anatomical structure; cytoplasm
Molecular function (GO): protein binding; GTPase activator activity
Source: RefSeq, a predicted model, not a curated record